CGCCGCACCGCGCAUGCGCAAAGCCACUCUAGUGGGGGGGGGCUUUCGUUCUAUUAGUGAGUACAUCGGAAAAACAAAAGCCGUUUUUAAGGAUAAAUUCAGCGAAUCGCCAUCGGGAGAGAGUCACACCUGCAGCCGGCAGAGAAAAAGGUUGUCGCUGGUUGAACUGAGGGUUUUGCGAAAAGCCAAGCCAUGGUGGAGUAUUACCAGAUUUUAGGAGUGCAGAAGAAUGCAUCUCCGGACGACAUUAAGAAAGCGUACAGAAAACUAGCCUUAAAGUGGCAUCCUGACAAGAACCCAGACAACAAGGAGGAGGCGGAGAAGAAGUUCAAAGAAAUAUCUGAGGCUUAUGAAGUCCUUUCAGAUGCAAACAAGCGCAGUACUUAUGAUCGGUAUGGUAAAGAAGGCUUAACAGGAAGUGGUGGAGGGGGACAUUAUCAUAACGGUGAUCCCUUCGAAGGAUUUACAUUCCGCAAUCCAGAAGACGUCUUCAGAGAGUUCUUUGGCGGUCAAGAUCCGUUUGCUGAUUUCUUUGGGGGCGAUCUGUUUGGUGACGAUUUGUUCUUCGGUGGUGGGCGGCGGCACCAGCGUGGCAUGAGCAGGAGCAGAACGGGCGGUUCAUUUUUCGGGGGGUUUGGAGGGUUCCCCUCUUUCGGAGGGGGAUUUCCGGCUUUUGACACAGGUUUUGGCACCUUUAGUCACAUGGGACACGUGGGACACAUGGGACACGUGGGACACGUAGGACAUGUGGGACACAUGGGACACGUGGGACACAUGGGGCACAUGGGAGGAGGGGGCUUCACCUCCUUCUCCACCACCUCCUUUGGGGGAGGAGGAGGAGGAGGAGGAGGAGGCAGCGGAAUGGGAAAUUUCCGCUCCGUGUCCACUUCAACCAAAUACGUAAAUGGCAGGAAAAUCACUACAAAAAGAAUUGUAGAGAACGGACAGGAGCGGGUAGAGGUUGAAGAAGAUGGACAGUUAAAGUCGUUAACCAUAAAUGGAAGGGCCCUUGAGUUAGGGCAAGAGGAGAACAAAAAAGUGAGCAAAGCACUCCCUCACUCCUCUUCCAACCCCUCCCAUUCUCACUCCAGCCAGCGGGAACAAGAAAGUAGAACCCAAGUUAAAGAACAAAGUGGAGUGAAGCGGAAGAAGGCCACACCGAACGGAGAGACUAAAAAGCACAAAGAAUCUUGAAAUGUUUCUGCCAUGUUUCAGCACAUCUGCAGCAGUCAGGAGUGUAAGUGUGGAAUAACCUAAAUGAUGGCUUGUCAACUUGUUUUGCGUCUUAACUGAAAGUGUAUAACUCAUUUUUUGACCAUGACUUUGAGUAACUAACAAAGCAUUUAACAAAAAGUAAAAAAAUUCUUUUCUUUUCAUAAGCAAUUACUAAAGACAUGUAAAUUAUACCUGGCCAAAGGCCUUGAAUCUUGAAA
Messenger RNA from Pygocentrus nattereri (red-bellied piranha), 1433 nucleotides. It is a transcript of the gene dnajb6a, whose product is annotated as DnaJ heat shock protein family (Hsp40) member B6a. Bases 193 to 1194 code for a protein of 333 amino acids. Gene Ontology annotation, cellular component: endoplasmic reticulum membrane; cytosol. Gene Ontology annotation, biological process: positive regulation of proteasomal ubiquitin-dependent protein catabolic process; protein refolding. The record is from RefSeq and is a predicted model, not a curated record. NCBI's taxonomy places the organism in Eukaryota, Metazoa, Chordata, Actinopteri, Characiformes, Serrasalmidae. Gene Ontology annotation, molecular function: Hsp70 protein binding; ATPase activator activity. The transcript has 10 exons.